This is a messenger RNA of Ipomoea nil (Japanese morning glory), 1899 nucleotides long. Its product is annotated as probable transcription factor PosF21. Bases 312 to 1619 code for a protein of 435 amino acids. Lineage: Eukaryota; Viridiplantae; Streptophyta; Magnoliopsida; Solanales; Convolvulaceae. Gene Ontology annotation, molecular function: DNA-binding transcription factor activity. The record is from RefSeq and is a predicted model, not a curated record. Gene Ontology annotation, biological process: regulation of DNA-templated transcription. Gene Ontology annotation, cellular component: nucleus. The transcript has 6 exons.
UUGUCUGGGUAUAUAUUACUCUUGUCCGAAGCUCUCUCUCUCUUUCUCUCUUUCUCUCUUUCUCCCUCCCUCUCUGCCAUGUGAAAAGUUCCCAUUUUUCUCAGUUCUUUUUCUGGAGAUCUAAUCUCAUAAUAAGGAACACAUUCGUGGCUGGGUUUCAGGAGAAUUCAUUGGGAGACGUAUCUUGCGGAACAUUUAUCUAUCUAUGCCUAUAUUGUUUUAGUAUUUAUCAGGGGCUCCCAAAUCAGGCAUUGGGGGUUCAUUAGGUUAAUAAGCUCAAGUGGUUGUGUGGGUGUUUGAGGACUUAAUACAUGGAUAAGGAUAAAUCUCCAGCCCUUGGAGGGGGUUUAUUGCCUCCAUCAGGGAGAUAUUCGCUUUUUUCGCAGCCUGGUAGUGGUUUCAGUGGGAAGCCAGAGCCUUCUGGAUCAUUCAAUUUGCCUCCAUUAGGACCCUCUGCAAGUGCUUCGGAAUCAGGUCACUUUGGUAUUGGGGUGCCUUCAGAAUCAAACCGGUUUAGUCAGGAUAUCAGCCAAAUGCCUGAUACCCCACCAAAGAAAUUGGGCCACAGACGUGCUCACUCAGAGAUUGUUACUCUUCCUGAUGACAUCAGUUUUGAUAGUGAUCUUGGCGUUGUGGGUGGAUUAGAUGGACCCUCGUUGUCUGAUGAGACUGAGGAGGAUCUAUUUUCUAUGUACCUUGAUAUGGAUAAGUUAUAUUCGUCAUCUGCAACUUCUGCAAUGCAAGUGGGUGGAUCAUCUUCUUCAGUGGCUACAGCUCCAGGCUCAUCUCAAGCUCCUGCAUUGGAGACACCAAUAGCUGAGAAUUCUACUUCUCCGGUUAGUGAGAAGCCCAGAGUUAGACAUCAGCACAGUCAGUCAAUGGAUGGUUCAACUACCAUCAAGCCAGAAAUGCUGACAUCAGGUACUGAUGAGCCAUCUGCUGCUGAAUCUAAGAAAGCCAUCUCUGCUGCUAAGCUUGCUGAGCUUGCUCUUAUCGAUCCAAAGCGUGCAAAGAGGAUCUGGGCCAACAGACAAUCAGCUGCUAGAUCGAAGGAAAGAAAAAUGAGGUAUAUAGCUGAGCUUGAGAGAAAAGUCCAGACUCUGCAGACAGAAGCCACUUCAUUGUCUGCACAAUUGACCUUGUUGCAGAGAGAUACAAAUGGCCUGACUGCUGAGAACAGUGAACUUAAGCUGCGCUUGCAAACAAUGGAACAACAAGUGCACUUGCAAGAUGCCUUAAAUGAUGCUCUAAAAGAGGAGAUACAGCAUCUGAAAGUUUUAACGGGGCAAGGCAUGGCAAACGGUGGACCUAUGAUGAUGAACUUCGGUCCAUCCUUUGGAGCGGGCCAGCAACAAUUUUAUCCCAACAACCAUGCCAUGCACACAUUGUUAACGGCACAUCAGCUUCAACAGCUUCAGUUACAUUCUCAAAAGCCGCCUUUUCAACAGCAUCAACUACGCCCGUUUCAACUGCAGCAACCACCGCAGCAGCAACCGCCUCCUCUGCAGCCACAGGAACAACAUUUGCACCAAGGCGGGGACUCAAAGUUGCGAAGUUCAAUGUCAGCAAGUGCUCUCACCGAGCAUGCUUCUGACACCUGCACUUCUAUGAAGGACUGAGAUGAGAUGGAAAGAAGUAUGUUUUGUCCCAACGCUAGAUAGUCGGUCCGAAAUCUUUUAUUGCCUUUGUAGCUCUCUCACUGUUGAUUUAGGAUGCAUCAUGCAUAGACUCGCCCGCACCUUUAUUCUAUAAUACUCAAGUGCCCCUUGGAAUCGUAGUUCGUUAAAAUGAUACUCUUAUUCAAAUAUUAAGUGCUCUAUUGUUUGUAGGUUAUGCAUGUGUUGUCUUUUGAAGAAAGAAAGAAAGAAAGUUCAAUUUUGGGUCUAGUGUUCAUUGUUA